AUGGAUUUGAAAAUACCAAUAAUCUACAUGUUUGAGAUAGUCGUAGGAAUCUUGGGCAAUCUCAUACUCAUCGUUCAUUACUUCUGCCUAUACAUCCAUGGAUGCAGGUCACGGUCAACAGACUUGAUUCUCAGAAACCUCACUGUAGCCAAUUCCUUGGUGAUUCUCUCUAAUGGAGUCCCCAAGACAAUGGCAGCUUUGGGGGUGAAAGAUUUCCUCAAUGAUUUUGGAUGCAAGCUUGUUUUAUACAUUCACAGAGUGGCCAGGGGGGUGUCCAUUGGCAGCACCUGCCUGUUGAGUGUCUCCCAGGCCAUCACCAUCAGCCCCAGGAACUCCAGGUGGGCACAUGUUAAGCAAAAAGCCCUCAAGCACAUUGGUCUCUCCAGUAUCCACUGCUGGGUACUGCACCUGCUGGUCAGUGCCGUUUUCCCUAUUUAUACGUCUGUGAAAAGGAGCAACAAAAUCACCAUGAAAAGAAAUGAUUUGGGAUACUGUUCUUUUCCAAACAAUGACAACACUACAUUAGCGCUCUUUGUAUCAUUGGUGUCUUGCCAUGAUGUUGUGUGUUUGGGACUCAUGGCCUGGGCCAGCUGCUCCAUGGUUUCCAUCCUGUACAGGCAUCAGCAGCAGGUCCGGCACAUUUACACGAACAACUUCUCACCCAGAUCCUCCGCUGAGAGGAGAGCUUCCCAAAACAUCAUUUUCCUGGUGAGCACUUUUGUAUCUUUCUAUGUCCUCUCCUCUGUUAUUGGCACCUAUUUGUCUCUGUUUGAUCAUCCCAGUCAGUGGCUGGUGAACAUGUAUGCUUUAUUAACUGCGUGUUUCCCAACAGCCAGCCCUUUUAUUCUCAUGAAAAGUGACACCCGUGUAUUGAGUUUAUGCUAUGUUUGUUCUAAAAGGAAUGCAUAA
This is a messenger RNA of Echinops telfairi (small Madagascar hedgehog), 909 nucleotides long. Its product is annotated as vomeronasal type-1 receptor 2-like. Gene Ontology annotation, cellular component: membrane. Bases 1 to 909 code for a protein of 302 amino acids. Lineage: Eukaryota; Metazoa; Chordata; Mammalia; Afrosoricida; Tenrecidae. Gene Ontology annotation, molecular function: pheromone receptor activity. The transcript has a single exon. Gene Ontology annotation, biological process: G protein-coupled receptor signaling pathway. The record is from RefSeq and is a predicted model, not a curated record.